GACUGCGCCCCCGGCCUGCCCCCCGCCCCCACUGGCCGCUCGGCCGCGCGCGGGUCGGUCGGCUCUAUGGGGAAAGCGGCCGCUCCGAGCCGAGGCGGCGGCUGUGGCGGCCGCUCCCGCGGGCUCUCGUCGCUGUUCACGGUUGUCCCCUGCCUGUCGUGCCACACGGCGGCGCCGGGCAUGAGCGCUUCCACGUCCGGCUCCGGGCCGGAGCCCAAGCCCCAGCCCCAGCCUGUGCCCGAACCGGAGCGGGGACCGCUGUCAGAACAGGUGUCAGAGGCAGUUUCGGAGGCAGUGCCAAGAUCGGAGCCUGUGUCCGAGACGACGUCUGAGCCGGAACCAGGGGCUGGGCAGGCAUCGGAACUGCUGCAGGGGUCGCGGCCAGGGUCAGAGUCAAGUUCAGGUGUAGGGGCUGGGCCCUUCACUAAGGCCGCAUCAGAGCCGCUCUCCCGAUCGGUGGGGAGCGCGCCCUUUCUCAGACCCGAGUCGGGAUCGCUGCCAGCGUUAAAGCCCCUGCCUCUUCUGCGAUCAGGACAGGCGAAGACUCCUCUUGGGGUUCCAAUGUCGGGGACUGGCACGACCUCCAGUGCCCCACUGGCCUUACUGCCUCUGGACAGCUUCGAGGGCUGGCUCCUCAAGUGGACCAACUAUCUGAAGGGCUACCAGCGCCGCUGGUUCGUGCUGGGCAAUGGUUUGCUCUCUUACUACAGAAAUCAGGGUGAAAUGGCCCACACGUGCCGUGGAACCAUCAACCUGUCCACCGCGCACAUUGACACAGAGGACUCUUGUGGUAUCUUGCUGACCAGUGGGGCCAGGAGCUACCACCUCAAGGCCGGCUCAGAGGUGGACCGGCAGCAGUGGAUCACCGCCCUGGAGCUGGCCAAGGCCAAGGCUGUCCGCGUGAUGAACACUCAUUCAGAUGACUCUGGGGAUGACGACGAGGCUACCACCCCAGCCGACAAGAACGAGCUGCACCACACCCUGAAGAAUCUUUCCCUGAAGUUAGAUGACCUCAGCACAUGCAAUGACCUCAUCGCCAAGCACGGCGCCGCGCUCCAGCGCUCCCUGACGGAGCUGGACGGCCUCAAGAUCCCAUCCGAGAGUGGGGAGAAGCUGAAGGUGGUGAACGAGCGGGCCACCCUCUUCCGCAUCACAUCCAAUGCUAUGAUCAACGCCUGCAGGGACUUCCUGGAACUAGCAGAGAUACACAGCCGGAAAUGGCAGCGGGCACUGCAGUAUGAGCAGGAGCAGCGCGUGCACUUGGAGGAAACCAUUGAGCAGCUGGCCAAGCAGCACAACAGCCUCGAGCGGGCCUUCCGCAGCGCCCCCGGCCGGCCGGCCAACCCCUCUAAGAGCUUCAUUGAGGGAAGCCUCUUGACUCCCAAAGGAGAGGACAGUGAGGAAGAUGAAGAUACCGAGUACUUUGAUGCCAUGGAAGACUCCACAUCCUUCAUCACCGUGAUCACUGAGGCCAAGGAAGACAGAAAAACUGAAGGUAGUACGGGGACAAGUUCUGUGGACUGGAGCUCAGCAGACAAUGUACUAGAUGGUGCCUCGCUCGUGCCCAAGGGUUCAUCCAAAGUCAAGAGGCGAGUCCGCAUCCCCAACAAGCCCAACUACAGCCUUAACCUCUGGAGCAUCAUGAAGAACUGCAUCGGUCGGGAGCUCUCCAGGAUCCCCAUGCCGGUGAACUUCAACGAGCCCCUGUCCAUGCUCCAGCGGCUGACAGAGGACCUGGAGUACCACCACCUGCUGGACAAGGCGGUGCACUGCACCAGCUCAGUGGAGCAGAUGUGCCUGGUGGCUGCCUUCUCUGUGUCCUCCUACUCCACCACGGUGCACCGCAUCGCCAAGCCCUUCAACCCCAUGCUGGGGGAGACCUUUGAGCUGGACCGCCUCGAUGACAUGGGCCUGCGCUCCCUCUGUGAGCAGGUGAGCCACCACCCCCCCUCAGCUGCGCACUACGUGUUCUCCAAGCAUGGCUGGAGCCUCUGGCAGGAGAUCACCAUCUCCAGCAAGUUCCGGGGAAAAUACAUCUCCAUCAUGCCGCUAGGUGCCAUCCACUUAGAAUUCCAGGCCAGUGGGAACCACUAUGUGUGGAGGAAGAGCACCUCAACUGUGCACAACAUCAUCGUGGGCAAGCUCUGGAUCGACCAGUCAGGGGACAUCGAGAUUGUGAACCAUAAGACCAAUGACCGGUGCCAGCUGAAGUUCCUGCCCUACAGCUACUUCUCCAAAGAGGCAGCCCGGAAGGUGACAGGAGUGGUGAGUGACAGCCAGGGCAAGGCCCACUAUGUGCUGUCCGGCUCGUGGGAUGAACAAAUGGAGUGCUCCAAGGUUGUGCAUAGCAGUCCCAGCAGCCCCAGCUCCGACGGGAAGCAGAAGACAGUGUACCAGACCCUAUCAGCCAAGCUGCUGUGGAAGAAGUACCCGCUGCCGGAGAACGCGGAGAACAUGUACUACUUCUCAGAGCUGGCCCUGACCCUCAACGAGCACGAGGAGGGCGUAGCGCCCACCGACAGCCGCCUGCGGCCCGACCAGCGGCUGAUGGAGAAGGGCUGCUGGGACGAGGCCAAUACCGAGAAGCAGCGGCUGGAAGAGAAGCAGCGCCUGUCGCGGCGCCGGCGGCUGGAGGCCUGCGGGCCCGGCAGCAGCUGCAGCUCGGAGGAAGCCCACUGUGCCUGCCCAGCAGAGAAGGAGGCGGAUGCCUACACGCCACUGUGGUUUGAGAAGAGGCUGGACCCGCUGACCGGGGAGAUGGCCUGUGUGUACAAGGGCGGCUACUGGGAGGCCAAGGAGAAGCAAGACUGGCACAUGUGCCCCAACAUCUUCUGAGCGCCACCCCUGCAGCAAAUACAGGCGCCUGCACAGCCCGGCCCACCUGUUUAUUAAUGCACUCAAUUUAGUACUGAAUGGUCUUUCUCCCAGCCCAUUCCCAGCCCUUCCUGUUUCCUUUCCUAUUUUUUUCCCCCCACACUUUCUUGGGACUCCCACCUUGGAAGGAGGAAGGGCUGACCUGGGUUCUCUUCAGCCCCCAGGUGCGCCGGGUCACCCGUGCCCCUUCAUUAUGGACCUGGGCCCUACUGGAACCCCUGCCCCAGUUACCACAACUCAGGCCGGCUGGCCCGGGCCACGGGCUGCGCAAAUCACCAGCCCCCAACCCAGGGAGGAACUGGCCCCUCCUAGGGAGCCUCUUCGACUUUUUUAGAAAAAUGAUCUCCAUUUCUUUCCAGCCAUGAUGUUUAGUAAAUAUUUUUAGUACCGCAGUUAGCAGACAGCUUUCCAAGUGUGCUUUCUUGCCACAAAAGUGUCCUGGCAAGAGCCCCUUAUUUUUAAGACAUCAGGAAGCCAGACCCCUUUGAGUUGGGAUAAUUUUGUAGCUCAACAUAUCAAGUCCUCGAUGGUAUCUGAGCUGCCCACACCCCCACCUGCCAGGGCCCCACAGAGCCCAAAACAGAAGGGGGCUGCCCCAGCCCAGCAGAGCACAGAGAGUUUCUCGAGCUCCCACCCACAGAUGCGCGAGAGGGUACUGAUGGCAUCCCCCAUGUGGAUUUGAGGGCAGCAGUCCCUGGCCUCGCCCUAGCCAGCCCAGGUGGAUCCCUAGCCCCAAGAGGCCAGGAAGGGCUGGAAGGCAGGGCCUGCAGGUGCUCCCCGCCCUGAGACCCAGGCCCCAAAUCAGCAAUAAUGAACAAACCCUUGGCCCAGCCUGGGCUGGUGACCCAGGCACCAGAGACCUUGCAUCCCUCCUCAUCCUAGGAGGCCCCUAGGGGUGCCCCAUCUCAGUGCCCCCUGAACUCUUUAUUUGCCUAAUUUAUAUAUAGAGAGAUAUAUAAAUAUAUAUAAAAUAGCUAUUUUGCUUAAAUUUCUACAGUAUGUAAAAGUGAAAAAAUGAUGAAGACGGGCACACCUGUCUGAGUUUGGCCCUCAUGUCAGCUGUGCCCUUCCCUCUCCUCAUGCCCCCUUCCAGCGGCUUCUGCCAACCAUGGGGGGCUGGACUACCAUGGUCACUGACCCAGCCCCUCAGAAUCUCACACUCCAAUCCUUUCCAUUUCAGUUUAGUCCUAAAAGUUCAUCACAGGGUUUUUCUUUCUACUCCAGGACUGGUUUUGUUUUUAUAUAUACAUAAAAAAAAAAAGUGAAAACACCAAUGUGUGAAAUGCCUUACGAUGCCCACUGGAGAGGCGGGGUGGGGUAGGGCAGGACGGCCCCACUGGGGCUCCCACAGAGCUGUGGAAUGUACCUCUCCCCAACACUGUUUUGUUAGCAAGCACCUUUUGACCAGUAAUAAAAAACCUUGGCUUUGGAGUUUUCCACUG
This is a messenger RNA of Macaca mulatta (Rhesus monkey), 4316 nucleotides long. The record is from RefSeq and is a predicted model, not a curated record. Lineage: Eukaryota; Metazoa; Chordata; Mammalia; Primates; Cercopithecidae.